Messenger RNA from Meyerozyma guilliermondii ATCC 6260, 1836 nucleotides. RefSeq names its product bifunctional DRAP deaminase/tRNA pseudouridine synthase. The transcript has a single exon. Gene Ontology annotation, biological process: pseudouridine synthesis. Gene Ontology annotation, molecular function: pseudouridine synthase activity; RNA binding. The record is from RefSeq and is a predicted model, not a curated record. The coding region runs from base 1 to 1836 and encodes 611 amino acids. Lineage: Eukaryota; Fungi; Ascomycota; Pichiomycetes; Serinales; Debaryomycetaceae.
AUGGUUCUCAAACCAAAGCCGGUUUUUCAACUACGAACAAUGACCACUCGGAGUCGCUCAAGUUCCCCCAAACCCGAGAAUAGUGCUCCCUCUGUACAAGAAAAAACAGAACUGCCUCCACCGGGAUCAAAAAGGGCUGGAACACCAAAACUUCGUGAUGCCUUAGGGUUUCGUAUGAAGAGACAAGCCAUUGAUCGCACCACAUUGACAGCUUACGACCAACUUGGCGGUGAAAACUCAACUGAUACAACACUAGAGAAGGGAAAAACCAUCCAUGAAGAAGAAACAGAGGGCGCAGGAUACGUUUUGGAUGGUCGGUUGCGUAGAGUUCUGCCAUAUUUCUUCACCUAUCUUACCUACUGCAAACUUCGUUGGAGAGACAGAAAGCUCAUUGAUAUAUUUUGUGACGAGUUCAGAGAUCGAGAUCAAGACUUUUACAAGGCGGCUAUAUCUGAAGGUCUGGUGACACUUAAUCGUAAGCCUGCUAAUAUCGAUAGCAUCGUGCGAAAUGGAGACUUGAUAAGUCAUCGAUGCCAUCGCCACGAGCCAGCUGUGAGCUCACGGCCCAUCAAAAUCGUCCAUGAGGAUGACGAUGUGAUUGCCAUUGACAAGCCGCUGGGAAUUCCUGUUCAUCCCGUUGGGAGGUAUAGAUACAACACUAUCACCAAAAUUUUUCAGCACGAAUUUGGCAGAGUUGUACAUCCUUGUAACCGAUUGGAUAGACUUACCAGUGGUUUGAUGUUUCUUGGGAAAACACCAAAGGGAGCAGACAAGUUCGUACAGCAAAUCAAAGAUAGAACGGUGAGAAAAGAGUAUAUUGCACGAGUCAUUGGCAAAUUUCCAUGCGAGGAAAUAACCGUUGAAGUCCCCAUCAAAACUGUCUCUCCCAAACAUACACUCAAUAUGGUUGAUCCCAAAAACGGAAAAGAAGCCAAAACAAAGUUUAAGCGUAUUUCCUACGAUCCAGCAUCCAAUACUUCCAUUGUCAAAUGCUAUCCACUAACGGGCCGCACCCACCAGAUUCGAGUCCAUCUACAACAUAUAGGCCAUGCCAUUGCCAACGAUCCCAUUUAUUCCAAUGCCUAUGUUUGGGGCAAAGAUCUAGGAAAGGGAAUAGUUGAAGAUACACAAGACAUCAUCACCCGUCUCGAUAGGAUGGGCAAAGAUGUAGCUGCGUCUACUUGGAUACACCCUCAAGGUGACGGAGAAAUAUUGUCAGGCUCCAAAUGUGAAAUCUGUGAUGUUGAGCUCUAUACGGACCCUGGUCCCAAUGAUCUUGACUUGUGGCUUCAUGCCUAUCUCUAUGAGAGCGCCGACAAUUCGUGGUCCUAUAAAACUGAGUACCCUGAGUGGGCUCUUGCUUCUCAUCGUCCAUUCAUGGAACUAGCUUUGAGUGAAGCAGAGAAAUGUGGUGAGACUCAGACUCAGUUCAAUGUGGGUGCUGUAUUAGUUCAUGAAGGAGAAGUAUUGGCAACUGGUCAUUCCAGAGAGUUACCUGGUAAUACCCAUGCCGAGCAAUGUGCUCUCGAGAAAUAUUUCAAAGCAUCAAACUCCACUGAAGUUCCAGAAGGUACGGUUAUUUAUACAACAAUGGAACCAUGCUCUUUUAGACUCAGUGGAAAUGAACCUUGUGUUCAAAGAAUAUUGAAAACUUGCAUUAAAACCUGUUUUGUGGGUGUUAUAGAACCGGACACUUUUGUCAAGGACAAUUCCAGCUUGCGCCAGUUGUCCGAUAACGGAGUUGAUUAUGUACAUAUUGGAGGAUACGAAGAAAAGUGUUUGGAGAUAGCGACGAGGGGACACGAAAAGGGGUUGAAAAGGCCGAAAGAUGUUUAA